GACGGCGCAGCAGCUCAUUAUGCACGAGACGUUCGCGCUUACUUAGAUACAGUAUUUAUUAAUCGAUGGAUAGGACGAAGAGGCACAAUUGAAUGGCCAGCUAGGUCACCCGGUUUAACGCCUCUAGAUUAUUUCUGUUGGGGUUAUCUAAAGGAUCGGGUAUACAAAACAAAACCCCAAAAUUUAGAUAAAUUACAGCAAAGGAUCGUUAAUGAAUCAGCUCUCAUUCCCACUGAAAUCAUCAAAAAGGCUGUUGGUGCUUUCUACCAUCGAUUAGGUUACUGUCAAGAAGUAAACGGAGAACAAUUCGAGCAUUUGCGUUAA
Messenger RNA from Dinoponera quadriceps, 324 nucleotides. RefSeq lists its product as uncharacterized. Lineage: Eukaryota; Metazoa; Arthropoda; Insecta; Hymenoptera; Formicidae. Gene Ontology annotation, molecular function: nucleic acid binding. The transcript has a single exon. The record is from RefSeq and is a predicted model, not a curated record. The annotation marks the transcript as partial.